Aethalodelphis obliquidens (Pacific white-sided dolphin) is the source of this 764-nucleotide messenger RNA. RefSeq names its product leukocyte immunoglobulin-like receptor subfamily A member 5. Gene Ontology annotation, molecular function: inhibitory MHC class I receptor activity. The transcript has 4 exons. The record is from RefSeq and is a predicted model, not a curated record. Gene Ontology annotation, cellular component: plasma membrane. The annotation marks the transcript as partial. Gene Ontology annotation, biological process: immune response-regulating signaling pathway; cytokine-mediated signaling pathway. Lineage: Eukaryota; Metazoa; Chordata; Mammalia; Artiodactyla; Delphinidae.
GGGCACCGUGGUCUCCUCCAUCUGCACCGCCUGGACCACAGGAAGGAGACGCCAUGACCCCCAGACUCACGGCCCUGCUCUGCCUCGGGCUGAGUGUGGGCCUGAGGACCCAGAUGCAGGCAGGAACCCUCCCCAAAACCACCAUCUGGGCUGAGCCAGGCUCUGUGAUCCCCUGGGGGAGCCCCGUGACCAUCUGGUGUCAGGGGACCCGGGGGACCCAAGUGUUCCAUUUGUAUAAAGAGGGAAGCUCACCUCCCUGGGACAGACAGCCCUCACUGGAGCCCGGGGACAAGGGAAAGUUCUCCAUCCCACACAUGACACAGGACUACGCAGGGAGAUAUCACUGUUACUACCUCAGCCCAACUGGCUGGUCAGAGAGCAGUGGCCCCCUGGAGAUGGUGGUGACAGGGGCCCACAGCAAACCCACCCUCUCAGCCCUGCCGAGCCCUGUGGUGACCUCGGGAGGGACCGUGACCCUCCAGUGUGGCUCAUGGCAGCGACUGGACAGGUUCAUUCUGACUAAGGAAGGAGAACCCAAGUCCUCCUGGAACCUGGAUGCACAGCGAGGCCCCCGUGGGCAGACCCAGGCCCUGCUCCCCAUGGGUCGCGUGACCCCCAGCCACAGGUGGAUGUUCAGAUGCCACGGCUUUUACAGGGACACCCCCCAGGUGUGGUCGGCCCCCAGUGACCCCCUGGACAUCCUGGUGGCAGGUGAGGAGCCAGCGGGUCAGUCAGGGACCCAGACUCUGCACAGGCCCUGCCGG